AUGAAAAGAGCCCUAGAGGCAAGAUCGAGGUCAUCUCGAAGUGAGCGCCGUUCGAAUCUCGGGGCCACGGGCAGUCCUGUGAAGCUUACGGAUGCGGCGAGUGGUUCAGCCGGGUCCUCUGUGCCGAUGUCCGCAUGGAGCGUGCCGUCAUCGCCCCUGGUCAGUGACGCGCCGACGGGAGCGGUAGCGACUGCUGUCCGCACUGCUUUCGGCUUGAUCGAGCAGUAUCCCACACGACUACCUCAAUCACAGGCAAGUCCAUCGCUCUUGUCACCUGCAGGCCAGACGAGAAGUCCGUAUGCGUUUGCUGGAAGUCCAAACAUGAGCAACUUGCUGGAUCUGAACUUUGCUGCGCCAGAUCACGAGCGCAACAAGGGCGUCAACUCAGGAAUGGCUGUAUCGAGCGCUGCUCGUCCCAACCAUCACCUCUCCUCCACCGCACGUGGAACCAAGCAGCGUCACGCUUUCGACACCGCUGACAGCCCGAGGCUGCCACCUCUAGCAGUCUUUGGCUCGCCAAGGCGUACAUCUGUCCUUGCUUCGCCUCAGCUCGGCUCGCAGCCGGUCAAUGAGGGCAAAGCUUCGUCAUCUCGUCCGAGCUCUGCAAGAUUGUCUCCUAUGCUAGGUCGUCAUGGCUCGGCUUUGCGCUCGCAGUCAACGUUGUCUAGAGGAGCUCAGCAUGAGUCCACAAGCGGCCACCUGCAAGCAAGAAGCACACAAGGGGCAGAAAAUGCGCGACCAUGCGUCUCGGCUGCCUUUGUAGGACUUGGCAUAGGCAUUGGCCGCGCGUUCGGCUCCCAAUCUGACCUCGGCCUUGCCAAAUGCCAAGCUACCGACAUUUACGAGACCGCACCGCCGAAACGCGGCUUCAUGGUGCCAGCCGACGAUCAGGAAGACCUCUCACAGCUUGCAUCAGCAUCGAUCAGUACUUUCACAGAAUCCGGCGUUGCUGACGCCAAGCACGAUCCUACUCCCUCUGUGAAUGCCUCAACGGCGCACCCAACCCACGAAACCCAAGUAGAGGCACAGCAAGGUCUGGACAACGAAACAAUCGAGCUGGGCCUUCUUUGGCAACCUCUGCCAAGCGUGGACUCUUUGCGAGGAGCCAAGUCUUUUCGGCUGACGGGUGAGCCUUCAACAGACGGCUUUGCGCAAGAAAUUCCUUCGGACAACAAGCGCGAUGCGGUCUACGACCUUGCGGAUGAAGACUCUGACCUCGCUGCUAUCAGCGCUAGCAGUAGCGAGAGAAGCUUUACAACGCUUGCGGAUGGAGCUUUGGUCUCGAACCGGGUCCUUGCCGCAUUAGAGGCGGCUGGCAUGUCCCCCUGCGUCGAGAAAGCGAAUUCGCUCGACCUAACCACCGUAGCCCAGGAAAACUCUGUAGAUGCGGGCGAUGCCUCGGGCAUAGUCAUCUUCGCUGGCAACAGAGUGCCAGCAAGGCUCAGUGAUGCUCAGGUCAGCCGUCACAGCGCAAGCACGACAUUCUCAACGGCUCCUGGUGAUAUCUCUGUUAAUUCGGCUUAUGGAGCAGCCAUGAAGAGUGUGCACGCCAGACUUCUACGUGCCAGUGCAGUAACCCGACGAAGAGCAAAUACUGUCGUGCUGCCCAUGACCAGUACGGACCCCGGUAACGUGCGUACUGGUCGAGCAAGGGCUCACUCGCAGCCAAAACGACGCUUGGCAACCAUCGACGAUCCCGAUUUCAGUAUGCACACGCGGGCCUCUGACGCUUCGCUGCGCCUCGGUCGUUUUAAUCACCGCACACCGCCUGCUUCCGUCCAGAAAAGUGCAGUAGCGCUAAUUCAAGAAACGCCGCAGUCGAUGUAUUCGAUGGCCAGCUACGUGUCUGUCAUGAAUGGGCAGAGAUUGUGGACCGCAUCACCAGAAGCUUUGCAGACGCCAGACCCGCUGCGGGCAAGGACAUCGUCUUCGUCCUCAAGGGAAGCAGCUAUCACCUCUCCUGCGGCUUUCCAGGGCACUCCGGUCGACCUUGCAGAGUGCUCUACGCCACUUGCAUCCAAGAUUGAGCCACACUUGACGAAGAACACAAACCUGCCCAACUCUUCGCAGCUCAGAUCGUCGUCAUCACAAGCCGAAGAUGCUUUAUUGGCCUUCUUCGCGUCCGACAGUCAAGCUCAUCCGGCUCCGGCUAGUCCCCUCUCCGAUUCUGCAUCCACGCCGGUUGCGACGCCAACAUCUGACUUCCAGCAUCGGACGCUUUCGAUCGUGAGCGUGGCGUCUGACAUCGCACCCAAAGCCAUUCUUGUCGACACAGGUGCGGGACCCGUGCGUGCACCUAUUCAUGGCGCCAAUUGGGACUUUCACCGACCUCAUCGCGUUGUGGCAGCCCCAGAGCGCCACGCCUUGCCCUCCGGCCCAGCGCGCGCUGUCUCCGUCAGUCCAACCUCCUCGCCAACUGCCAGAAUCUGGGAGCGAAGAAGCCUGUCGACACCUCCACGUACAGUCCGGCCACGCACGCUAAGCGGUCCAGAAGCAGCAGAAGUGCUUCGUGAUGCCAUCACCCUGCUACAGAGCCGAGAGCGUCCUUUGCCUCCUUCCAACUCGAAUCACACUGCGGUCAACAGUAUCAGUCUGAGUACUUCGGAUUCUGGACAGAGUCUUGAAGUCAAGGCGCAGCUGCUCUUUCAGGAUGUCGCAUCAGCCACUGGCAAAAGCUGCUCGACUGGACCCUCAAUUCGCUCUUGGAGCGAUGAGGAAGACGAGCUUUCUCGCAUGAGUGCUGGUCCGGGGCCGUCUCCUCUGGCAGCACACCGCUUGCUAGCUGUGCAAAGAAAGCUGACGCAACACCCGCGCAAGACAACACGCUCCCGAUCAGGAUCAUCGCCCACCCCUGUGCGAACCUCCGCUCCUUCAACGGAGGUGAAAGGGAAGACUUACUCCAAUUUGCGGCAACGAGCUUCCACAGAAGGCCGCUCUGGUCGUUCAAAGCACCGCGAAGCCCAACAAAGCCGUUCUGCACCCAGCGCCAUUUCUCGCACUGCACUGACUACGAAUGGCCAGGAGACAGCCGCACCUUUUGAUGAUCGGCCUCCACCAGAUCACGUCACAGCCGCAUCUCUUGCUGGCUACCUGAAAGAAGUAUCAAGCUGCCCAGGCUCACCUCAGCACACGACUGCAAGGAGUGCACUCCGACGUCUUCAUCUGCAGCCGUCGAGGAUCCCGAGGCCCAUACCCAGAGAACGUCUUGUGACUCAAGCAGCACCGCCGCCAUCCAAUCGCUACGUACACGCUAGGAACACUUCUGUUCCCGAUCUCCACGCCCUUGUCCAUGUUUCGGAAAAUGUUGCAGGCAUCGGGGCGCGACGUGAUCCUAGCAGAGGUCAAGGAUCUGCUGUAAGGGUCGAUUUCCAGAAUUUACAAAGCCGGAAACGCCGCGCAACCGCGGAGGCUGGCACGCAUUGCAAAGCGCUCAAGUCAUCCUCAAUCGGACCGGUCUCAGUGCGGCGAGGUUUGGUCCCGCUUCAGCUGGUGACCGACAAUCUCAGCCCGAACACUGGUCGUAGCCGAGCGCGCGAGAGCGACUAUGCUAGCCCAACGAUGCAGGUGAGAAGAACGCUCAGGCUACUGCGUUCUUCUCUAGCGCUGACAUCCUCAUUUGUGCCCAGGUCUUCCGUUUCUACGAUUCACGUCGCAGCAUCAUUGAACAGCACUGA
Messenger RNA from Ceraceosorus bombacis, 3674 nucleotides. The record is from the annotation of a GenBank genome assembly. Lineage: Eukaryota; Fungi; Basidiomycota; Exobasidiomycetes; Ceraceosorales; Ceraceosoraceae.